Molecule: messenger RNA, 1706 nt
Organism: Caenorhabditis angaria
Lineage: Eukaryota; Metazoa; Nematoda; Chromadorea; Rhabditida; Rhabditidae
Source: the annotation of a GenBank genome assembly
AUGGCAAGAUUUUCUAUUUCUCGAUAUUCAACUUAUCUCAUAUUCUUCCUAAUUUCCAUCUAUUUUUUAAUAUUUGCAACUAGAAACGAAAAUCCGAAUCAAAAUCGAAAAAGGGAUGGAAAAUAUGAAAACAAUAUUCAAAUAUCAAAAGUUUUUCCACAAAAUGGAAAUGAAGAAACAUUAGAAAAUGUUCCUUGGAAAAUUGAAAAUGUGAAAGUUGAGAAGUUAGUGGAUUUGGAGAUUUCGAGAAAUAAAACAUAUUUGAUAUCUGAUUUUGAAUAUAGCAAUGGUGAGUUAUUACAGAAAAAUAUUCGGGGGAUAAUCUUAACCGGACAAGUUUUUUAAAAAUAAAAUUAUGGUUUUUUUCAAAUUCGAUAAUUACAAAAACCAAUUUUUUUAGAUCAAGGGAGCACUGAAAUCAUAAAGAAAAAUUAGUUAUUUCCUGAAAUUUUCUGAACAAUUUUUUCAUCCAUAAUUUUUGAUGUACCACUUUUAAUAAUUUGGCUCAUGAACUCAGAAUGUUUCGUUAUAAACCCAAAAAAUGAAAUUCAAAAAUAAAUUUUGAACUUUUUUUCAAUUUUUUUGUUCUUGUUCAGUUUUUCUGAAAAAUCAGUCCAAUUUAAAAAUCGUCAUAAAUCAUGUUUUUGCAGGUUUGGGUAAUUUAUUAUUCCAAGUGGCAUCUCUAAUUUCAAUAGCUUCAUCAUAUAAUUCAAUUCUUCUUCUUCCAAAUACAACUUCACUUCGUCGCGCAUUUUCUCUCAAUUCUCCAAAUAUUCAAUUCAUUUCACCAAACACUUAUCAAAUUCUCGAUUCUCAAAUAAUGCGUUCAUCUUCUUCGAAAACUCUAAAAUCGUGUUGUAAAUAUGAAGAAUUCACAUUAUCAAAAAACAAUAAAUUCGAAAAAAUCAAUGGAUUUUUCCAAAAUUUCCGAUAUUUUCACAAAAAUCGAGAGGAACUUUUGUCAAUAUUUGAUUUUAUUGAACCAGUUCAACAAAAAGUCGAAGAAUUUAUGGAAAGUGUUGGAAUAUCUUUGAGUAUUAAAAAAGCGAAAUUAUUCGAAACUAAUGUUGCAAAUGAUGAUCAAGCAUUUGAAGCUGACCCCGAAAAUAGUAUGUGAGAAAAAAUCAGAGGUUUUUACAAUAUUUUUGUUUCAGCUAUAAGUACAACAAUGAUUGUUGGAGUUCAUAUUCGACAUGGAAUUGAUAUAACAAUGAAUUCAAGAAAUAGAAAACAUGGACAUAUUGAAGCACCAAUUGAAUAUUAUAUUAGAUCAAUGGAACAAAUUGCAAAUGUUUAUGAAGAUGUUUGUUUUGUUUUCAAAAUGAUAUUCAGUCCAAUAUUGUUAUUUUUAAUUCAGGUUGCUUUCAUAAUUUGUUCAGAUGAUAUGAGUUGGGUUCGCAGGCGACUAAAAUUGAAAGAUUCAAAAAUCCCUUUAUAUUAUUGUCCUGGUCCACGAGAAGUUGAUAUGGCAAUUUUAGCGCAAUGUGAUAGUAUUAUUAUUUCAACUGGUACUUUUGGAUGGUGGGCUGCUUAUUUGAAUAAAAAUAAUUCACCCGAUGUAAGUAUUUGUUUUCUUUUUUUCAAAAUAUGUUUCAUGCUUAUUUUAGAUAUAUUAUUAUAAACAUUGGCCGGCUGAAGGUUCAAUGAUGUCAAAAAUGUUGAAUAAAACUGAAUAUUUUUUAGAAAACUGGGUUAGUUUAGAAUAA